AAGAUGUCGACCCGAGCAGCAAAGAAACUGCAGCGAGUUUUCGUGGAUUUGAGUGGAAAAGUUAGGGUGCAGAGCUUGGGGGGGAAGUGGUGCACUCCCAUUGUCAAGGAUGAUUACACAUGGUGGAACCGUGUCUGUUUCCUUUAAGCACAAAUCAGACGCCGCUGAGGCAUUCGAGAGGUACCUUGCAGAAAGCCGGGGAGACGGUGCCCCGUCCGAUGUCACGGUCGUGAGAUCUGACAACGGAGGAGAGUUCUUUGAGGGAGAGUUCGGCAGGGUGUGCCGGAAGUACUGCAUCAAACAGGAGUUCACCCCCGCGCACAGCCCAGAAUACAACGGUGUAGCUGAGAGAGCACUGGGUCUGAUCAAGGAUGCAGCACUAGCCGCCCGUAUCCAAGCGCCAACUCUUUACCCCGGAGCACCGAACUACCCAUCCCUUUGGGCCGAGGCCAUAGCUUGGUCAUGCAACGCCCUGAACUGCACCUCCACCACAUCCAACCCAGAAAAGAAAUUGCCGUACGAGAUGUAGCACGGGCACCCUCCCCCGCCGGGGGCGACGUACCCGUUCCUCAAACCUACCG
Molecule: messenger RNA, 581 nt
Organism: Ectocarpus sp. CCAP 1310/34
Lineage: Eukaryota; Phaeophyceae; Ectocarpales; Ectocarpaceae
Source: the annotation of a GenBank genome assembly